This is a messenger RNA of Pterocles gutturalis (yellow-throated sandgrouse), 1368 nucleotides long. RefSeq names its product metal transporter CNNM1-like. Gene Ontology annotation, biological process: transport; magnesium ion homeostasis. The transcript is spliced from 11 exons. Gene Ontology annotation, cellular component: plasma membrane. Lineage: Eukaryota; Metazoa; Chordata; Aves; Pterocliformes; Pteroclidae. Gene Ontology annotation, molecular function: transmembrane transporter activity. The coding region runs from base 1 to 1368 and encodes 455 amino acids. The record is from RefSeq and is a predicted model, not a curated record.
AUGGUGCAGGGCGCGCUGGAGCUGCGUACCAAGGUGGUGGAGGACGUGCUGACGCCGCUGGCUGAUUGCUUCAUGCUCCGUGCUGAUGCCGUGCUGGACUUUGCCACCGUCUCAGAGAUCCUUCGCUCUGGCUACACUCGCAUCCCCGUCUAUGAGGGUGACCGGCGUGACAACAUUGUUGACCUGCUCUUCGUCAAGGACCUGGCCUUUGUUGACCCUGAUGACUGCACCCCCCUGCAGACUGUCACCCGCUUCUACCGCCGCCCACUCCACUGCGUCUUCAACGAUACAGAUCUUAAAGCUGUUUUAGAUCAACUUUGGGGAAAGUCCCACCUGGCCAUCGUGCAGCGAGUGAACAAUGAAGGGGAAGGAGACCCAUUCUACGAGGUCAUGGGCAUUGUCACCCUGGAGGAUGUCAUUGAGGAGAUCAUCAAGUCCGAGAUCCUGGAUGAGACGGAUCUGUACACGGACAAUCGGAAAAAGGAGCGGGUGCCCCACCGGGGACGCAAGCCCCAGGACUUUUCCAUCUUCAGGCUCUCGGACAGCGAGAUGAAGGUGAAGAUCUCCCCGCAGCUCCUGCUGGCUACGCAUCGGUUCAUGGCAACAGAAGUGGAGCCUUUCAAGUCCCCCUACCUCUCCGAGAAGAUCCUGCUGCGGCUCCUGAAACACCCCAACGUCAUCCAGGAGCUCAAGUACGACCGAAAGAACAAGAAGGCGGUGGAGCAUUACCUCUACCAGCGCAACCGCCCUGUCGACUACUUUGUCCUCAUCCUGCAGGGGAAAGUGGCAGUGGAGGUUGGCAAGGAAGGGCUGCGGUUUGAAAACGGGGCAUUCACCUACUAUGGCAUCCCUGCCAUCAUGGCUGUUGUCUCCUCGGGGAAAGAUAAUGACAUGCGGAAAGUGGGCAGCCUGGCUGGAUCCUCCUUCCUAUUGAACAGGUCACCAUCGCGGUGCAGCGGGCUCAACCGCUCCGAGUCCCCCAACCGGGAGCACAACGACUAUGGAGGCAGCACCACGCAGCUCCACAGCAGCAGCAACAACAUCUACACACCCGACUACUCUGUGCACAUCCUCUGCGAUGUGCAGUUUGUCAAGGUGUUCCUGCGCAUGGAGGGCAUCCCCUUCAUCCAGGAGGAGCUGUCUGAUAAUGAGGAGAACAGAAAGCGGCAGAACAGUGAGUGCUGCAGCACUGUCCUGGAGGCAGAGUCCCCAAGCAGAGAGGCUGGAACCAGCUCAUCACCGGGCAGCUCCGAGGAGACGCUGGGCAGGAGGCUGCUGAGAUCCCUCAGUGGGCGCAAGCAGCGGCCAUCGCCAGAAGGUGAGAAGAUGCCAGAGGAGAGCUCCAAUCUCACCCCAUUAAUCACCUGA